UUUCUCAAAACCAGAUUUGUACUUGGUGUUUGUAUCGCAACACUCAAUCUCAAUCGUUGACAUUCCAGCAUUAUCCGGACGAAGGAGGCUUCGUGUGUCACGAGGGGACGCCAAUCUCGAAUCUGCCUCGCCAUGGCCAAGUGCACUGCGUGUGAGAAGGCCGUGUACUUCAACGACACGCAAGUCAAGCCCAAGGACGGCCUUGUGUACCACAAGGCGUGCUUCAAGUGCCACGAGUGCGCGUCGCAGCUCACGAUCGCCUCGUACACGUACUUUGGCGAGAAGCUCCUCUGCAAGACGCACUACAUGAUGGCCUUCCAGACCACCAACUCGUACGGCGGUGACGAGCGCUUCAAGAAGCAGAAGGACGAGAACGUCCUCCUCGCUGCGCCCGCGCCGACGGCCUAAACACUAGACGCCACGACAGUUUUGCUCGUCCGCCGCCUACUUGUGUAUGCCUAAUCUAUUCUGCGACUUCGUGUCUUCUUCGCCCA
Saprolegnia diclina VS20 is the source of this 494-nucleotide messenger RNA. RefSeq lists its product as hypothetical. NCBI's taxonomy places the organism in Eukaryota, Oomycota, Saprolegniomycetes, Saprolegniales, Saprolegniaceae. Bases 133 to 408 code for a protein of 91 amino acids. The transcript has a single exon. Gene Ontology annotation, cellular component: actin cytoskeleton; plasma membrane. The record is from RefSeq and is a predicted model, not a curated record. Gene Ontology annotation, molecular function: actin filament binding. Gene Ontology annotation, biological process: actin filament bundle assembly.